AAUCAGCCAGGAAAGUUCAUAGCUGCAUAGAAAGUCCCGUUAGACCCGAGUGAAGUGAAGAAAAGCGCGCGCGCUCCUUCGUCCCUACGCUCUAUUUUGUACUACUCAAAUUGCAGGCGAGCAGUAAAGUUCAAAGUGGUUGCAGUACUACAAAGGAUAACGCAUCCUUUCACACAUACAUACAUACAUCCAUACGUUCGCAGCACACCAAGUGGUUACACAUAUACAAGCAAAUAAGACUCUGCUCUCCACUUCGUACUCGUGGGGUGCACAAUGUGGGUAGGUUGUGGUGUGACAAGCCACAGUGCGGCGUUGCUUUUCAUUGAAUGCAAAGUGUAAAUGUGUGGGUGGCAACACUCCACCUCACCACCACCAGCUCACCGUUAUUUACUCGCAUUACAGCCGUACGGUGUACAUAACUGCAAACGAAUGCAAAACUGAAUAAUCAUUAGAAAGCAAAAUGUGUAGAAAAUAGAAAAAGUGAAAAAAUAAGAACAAAACAACAAAGAAAGAAACGAAAGCAAACCAAAAAGGAUAGUGAAAUACUACUUACAUACGAACAAAGAAGGAUUGGCGAAGUUUUUUGGCCUCUACGCGUUCGUGGUGUUCGUCGUGGCCGCAGCGGCAAAGGAAGUAAUACCGCAACAAUUUCGGCACCACCAACAAAAUGUUACCAAUAAUAUGAAACUUUCUGAAAUGACCCGCAAUAUUAUAUUCGCUAGAAAUCUUUUAUGCGUAAAACGUGCGCUAGCAUAAACCAUUAUAAACUCAUGCAACACUUAAAGAGCCGUAACUAAAAAAGGCAACAGCAACAACAUCUAAAAACCCCUGAGACACCGCUAUCACAUUACCAGCCGCGAAAGAUGCAUCAAGUGCUGAGCUAUGAGACCGCUGUACGUGCCAACAGUUCGCGCGAGUUCCGCGAGUACGUCACCAAGCGCACUUGCGUCAGCCUCGUGCUCACAAUCGCCUUCCUGACACUCAUACUGGGCUAUUUGCUGGGCAAUUUCGUGUCGGAGCGAAAAUAUCAAAUGCGACUGAACAAGGCGGCCGGCAAAGGCAUCGGACCGCCGCACACGGUGGAGGUCACCAGCGCCGAUUAUGCAAAUCUCAAAGAAAUUAACGCUUACCAAAAGAACAAAGACAAACUGUUGAGCUCGGCGCAAGCAUUGAGCCAAAUGCUGCAACGCGACCAAAGCUAUCCGGCGAGCUCCAUCAAUACGGACAUAUUCAACAAGUACAUAUCGUGCACACAGGACAUACCACCUAGCACCAGCAUGGAGUCCAGCCAAUUUAUUGAGAAGCUGGUGGAUAAUACGGCGGCACGACAACGCGAUUGCUUGCGCGUGAUACAAUUGAUUAUCGAUAACCACAUGACAGGUGGCACGAACUGAACUUAGAGAGGAGAGGAGGGGAAUGUGAUAUGGCGGUGGUUAAAGGCGUUUGCGGUACUUAAACCGCGAAGAAUUGUUAGCGAAUGUUUAAAUAGGCAAUAUCUGAGGUUUUGUGCUGAAACGGGCGUGGCUGAUUAUGAUUUUAUAUAAUAGAUAUAUAUGUAUAAGUAUAUUGACAUCUUUCAUAGUGGGCCAAAAAAACUUUUUUAUAAUAUCAAUGUAUAUUAUUUUUGUAAAGAUUUUUUCUAAACAUAUAUACAUACAUACAUAUACAUAGUAGUUGCAUAACAUAUUGACAACACAUACACAUACCAUAUACAUAUAUACACAAGUAUAUGUGUCGCAGCAGACAGUCCAGUCAAAUAGGCAACUUUUGUGCUUUUACUUCGUAGAACCUACGCAGUGAGGCAAGCUCCCCAAGGAGCGAAGGGCGACGACGGCGUAUUUUCAUAAAAUGCCAUUGGGAAUGUAAGAGGCUUUUAGUGACAGUAAAUGUUGUUCUAAAUACAUAAUGCAUACAAAUUAACUUGAAGAAUUUAAACUAACACAAGCAAAUAUGAAGAUAAGCAACCACAAAUACACAUACACAUUCAUAUAUAUAUAUUUACAAUACACUCACUUCCAUUAUAGGAAUCAUGCAAAUCUAAGCCAAAAACACAUUUCGACCGAAAAAGUUGUGUAAAAAUGGAAAAACACUUUCAACGCGUUUAUUAUCCUUGAAUGUGCUCAAUGUUUACUUAAGGGAAUACUUGUAUGUAUGUAUAUGUAAGCGCUCUUGUCGCUGCACACUUGUGUAUUGGUGUACAUUAUAUACAUUAAUAAAGUAGAAUUUAUUUAUAUGAAAUACUUA
Molecule: messenger RNA, 2244 nt
Organism: Zeugodacus cucurbitae (melon fly)
Lineage: Eukaryota; Metazoa; Arthropoda; Insecta; Diptera; Tephritidae
Exons: 3
Coding region: 864-1394 (176 amino acids)
Source: RefSeq, a predicted model, not a curated record